Molecule: messenger RNA, 1200 nt
Organism: Sugiyamaella lignohabitans
Lineage: Eukaryota; Fungi; Ascomycota; Dipodascomycetes; Dipodascales; Trichomonascaceae
Exons: 1
Coding region: 1-1200 (399 amino acids)
Source: RefSeq, a predicted model, not a curated record
AUGACAAACACAAACACUUCAGUUACGACACCAGUGUCGUCAUCGUCGCUGCCUACAGUUGAUCACUCGAAAUACAGACUGGUGGAGUUGACAGAUAUCAAGGAGAUCGAGCAAUGCCAUACCCGUAACUAUGUCGAAUGGGCUGGUGGGUUGACGGUGGACCAGUAUCUUCAGAGAGAAAAGGGCGUGUUUGCCAUUCUGGCCAAGUACGGGUUCAGUCUGACAUACUGGGCUUUGCAGGAGAAGAGUGAUAGUGGAGACUGGAUCACUGUUUCUGCUUGUGAAUCGGUUUGCCGCCCGGCUCUGUAUAAAGUCAAGGGUAAGCCUGUCAACGACACGAUCUCGCACUCGAUUGGGUCUGUGUUCACUCCAAAGGAAAACAGAGGUAAAGGAUAUGCCAAGAUUAUGAUGAUUUUGUUAGCAGAAAGACUUCACAGCUGGAAGACCGAGGGUCUUAGUGAGGAGCAGAUCAAUAAUUCGAUUAUCGCGCUAUGGUCAGAUGUCGGUUUGUUCUAUGGACUGUUUGGCUAUGAAUUGACUGAUGCUGAGGAGAUCAAGAUCAGUCCUGAUUACAAGUCAGAAACUGUAUCAGGUUCUGCUGCUAGCAUUCCUGAGGGAGUGGAACUGCUGAGUUCGUCAGAAGAAAUUGCCAAACUGGUUGCUCAAGACGAAGCAUACAUGGUCAAGAGAAUCGACGAGCAGACCGAGCAAGACGGAUCCCCUCGAGCCAUUAUCGCCCCAAGAGCUGGCGUUUUCGAGCACACAUUCUGGCGUUCCCGUUACAUCGGCCGUUAUCUCAACAAAACCGACGAAAAAGAACCCAGUGUAUUUGGAGCUCGAGUCAACGGUUCAUGGAUGUUAUGGAACCAGGACUACGGUUCUAAAAAACUCUACGGACAACGCAUCUUCACCGACCGAUCCAAGUACACCUCGAACGAGGAAAUCGUGAGAGAUAUCAUUAAACUCAUCCAAGCCGCAGUCAUUGAAACCAAAAAAUGGAACCUCCCCUACCUUUGCAUCUGGACCUCGGAUCUCCCUGAAGGCAUUGACGGCGACGCCAUCGUGUCAGCCUACGAGUCGACUGCCAACCCCGAGCCCAUCGUCAAGUGGCAGCGUCCCGGCUCGCUCCCCAUGUACCAUACCUCGGGCACCCGCAAAAACCUCAAAUGGGUCUUUGACGGUAAAUACGCCUGGUUUUAA